Molecule: messenger RNA, 1851 nt
Organism: Peronospora farinosa
Lineage: Eukaryota; Oomycota; Peronosporomycetes; Peronosporales; Peronosporaceae
Source: the annotation of a GenBank genome assembly
AUGGAGCAAAACACUUGUUACAAUGCAGUGGCUAAAGGUCAUCCUGUCGACGCGAUAGAUAAAGAUGCGGUUGCUGACAACAACUUUUACGAGGAUACCUUGGUUGCAAAAAGCGGUGAUUUGAGCAUGCUAGAAUAUGAAGACGGGACAACUACGUUCGAUAUCUGGAAUGGGGAAUUACAGCAACAGCUUGAGAUUCAUGACGUCUCUAAGCAGACCAUAAUAUAUUCGAGCCGAUAUGCUACUACGCUUACUAAAGGUUCAACCACAAUUAUGACAGCACUAAGCGAGUCUACAGGUCUAACUCCGUUGAGUCCUCCACCUCCUCCUCCACUAGCGAAUGAUGAUGAAGCGGAUAGUCAAGACUUGCGACAGUUUACGCAAAAUGCCUCCGGCAUGAACACCACGACUCGAGUGUUGUCUUUCGCACUGCCGCAUUUGGCAUCAACGGUGACUGCACGGGAAAGCCAUAUACACAUGUAUUCAAAUGUUGACAGGUUUCGACGGAUUGAGAAGCACAUUGCUUCCUUGCGCUCUGUUACGCGUGCGAAGACAUCAAAUCCUGUUGCCAACUCUCCAUCAACUAAGAGUGUGCGUCCGGUUUUCCGCAGAGCGACGGCUGGAAUUCUAGAUGCUAGCUCGGUUGUUCUUCCGCCUUGUCUCGAACCCUUUUCGCUUACAUUUGACGUGGGUCUUGUGUCUGAGGUCGAAGAUGCACAAUGUCAGAUUAAAGGCUCUGUACAAAGCUUGUUGCGUCUUCAACAGACUCAGCGUCAGAUGAAGGAGUAUAUACAGGCAACAACAAUGAGUAAUCCUGCUGAGUUGGGAGGUGGCUCUAUCGUCACAGCCACAUCGAAUCUGCUAGAGGGCGUCAAAGACAAGUGUGACACUACGAAAGUUAACGCUACAAAACGCAAGACUUCUAAGGUGUCGCAGGCUACAUACUACAAUUUUCAGAAAGAGAUCAAGACACAAAGUACCGUAAUUGCAGCAUCUCGAGAGGAAAAUGGGCGACUCAAGCAGCAGUUAAAGCAGGUCCGACAAGAUGAUCGUUACAAUGUAAGCGAAGCGAUUGAAAGGCUGCGUCUACAGAUGAAAAUGCUACGAGACAAAGUCAGCGAGACAGGAACACUAGGAGGUAAUAGUGGCUUGACCAGUAAACCGCAGUACCGCGUCGCUGUAAAAGCACGGUCAGAGGAAAAGACUUGUGCUUUGGCGUCGCAAAAAGACCUUGUUACUACCCAAUUGUCGUACCAGCAGAAACUCAACGAGGUUGUACUGGAGCUAGACCGAGUGAAGAAAGAUAAGAUUGAGCUUGAAUGCUGCUAUGAAGGUGUGGACCUGACCCAGGCGGCACAGGAAAUGAAGCAUGCUUUCGAACCGCAAGGUGAGUUGGAACUGAGUGAGUUGGAACUAUGCGAGAAGGAACGCGCCCAUGCUCUGGUUGCGCUUCAAAAGAGUCUGAGCUGGUACUUGGAAAAGCAAAGACUUCUUGAUGAUCAAAACGAAGAAUUACGACGGCUUCGUCGCCAAGCCGCUCCGCAAUCUCUCGACUUUCAGACAGGAACCUCAUCGAUGAAUCAACGAGCCAAUGCAGAACCGUGUGGGCCAUAUUCCAACCUACCGCUCCUUCCUUUGUCGAUAGAUAUCCGACGUAUCCAGCGAGUUGAUGGCCGACUUGCUGAACUAGGAGAAGCUAUGCGAUGGCGGCAUCCUGAUACUUUCUCGAAUCUUAGUUUGGCUUCUCGCCGUAUCAAUGACGAAUCUAAGACACUUGUACUACAUGGUGAUUACGACGUAAAAUUUACAGCGCAAUCGUGCGAUCCGGAACAAAGCACACGAAGCAAGUGA